GUGUGGUGGGAUGUGUGUCAUGGCUGCCGGUCUGUGCCAGGAUGAGUAACAGCCACCCCAUGCGCCCGUACACCGCCAUCGGUGAGAUCGAUCAUGUGCACAUCCUGUCGGAGCACGUGGGCGCCCUGAUAAAUGGCGAGGAGUACAGCGACGUCACCUUCAUCGUGGAUAAGAUGAGAUUCCCAGCGCACAGGGUCAUCCUCGCCGCCCGCUGCCAGUACUUCAGGGCGCUGUUAUACGGAGGGAUGAAGGAGUCUCGUCCGGAGGCGGAGAUCACCCUGCAGGACACAAGCCCUGAGGCGUUCGCCAUGCUGAUGAAGUACAUGUACACGGGCCGGGCCAGCCUGCGGGAGGAGCGGGAGGAGGUGCUGCUGGACUUCCUGAGCUUAGCUCACAAAUAUGGCUUCCCCGAGCUGGAGGACUCCACAUCCGAGUACCUGUGCACCAUCCUAAAGACCCAGAACGUGUGCAUGAUCUAUGACGUGGCCAGCCUCUACUCCCUGUCCAAACUGUGCUCCACCUGCUGUAUGUUUAUGGACCGGAACGCGCAGGAUGUCCUCUCCAGUGACGGUUUCCUGACCAUCUCCAAGGCUGCGCUCCAGGAUAUCGUGCGGAGAGACUCGUUUGCCGCCCCCGAGAAGGACAUUUUCCAGUCUCUGAUGCGCUGGUGCAGACACAACCCCAAAGAGAAUCACUCAGAAAUCAUGGCCUCCGUCCGCCUCCCGCUAAUGAGCCUCACGGAACUGCUGAAUGUGGUCAGACCGUCCACACUACUCACCCCUGACGCCAUCCUGGACGCCAUUAAAGUGCGAUCUGAGAGCCGCGACAUGGACCUCAACUACCGCGGGAUGCUAAUCCCGGAGGAGAAUAUCGCUACCAUGAAGUUUGGGGCACAGGUGGUGAAGGGGGAGCUGAAGUCGGCUCUGCUAGAUGGCGACACCCAAAACUACGACUUGGAUCACGGAUUUUCUCGGCACCCGAUCGAGGAUGACUGCCGCUCCGGCCUGGAGGUGAAGCUGGGGCAGCCGUCCAUCAUUAACCACAUCCGCCUGCUCCUCUGGGAUCGGGACAGCCGGUACGUGCAUUACCGGGGCACCGCCCCAUACUGGUCACCAGCAGGUCCCUACUCCUACUACAUCGAGGUGUCCAUGGAUGAGCUGGACUGGAUCCGAGUCAUUGACCACGCCCAGUUUUUUCUGCCGCUCCUGGCAGAAGCUCUACUUCCCGGCUCGGGUAUGCAGCGUCUUUAG
Molecule: messenger RNA, 1250 nt
Organism: Bufo gargarizans (Asiatic toad)
Lineage: Eukaryota; Metazoa; Chordata; Amphibia; Anura; Bufonidae
Product: BTB/POZ domain-containing protein 9-like
Exons: 7
Coding region: 42-1250 (402 amino acids)
Biological process (GO): adult locomotory behavior; circadian behavior; modulation of chemical synaptic transmission
Molecular function (GO): protein binding
Source: RefSeq, a predicted model, not a curated record